AGAGAAGUACCUAAGCCUUAUGUCCCGACAGAGGAGGAACGAAGACUCCUCAAGGAAUGUGCUGAAGAGAGCGCGCGGUAUAGAGCUUUCCCUUUGGCUGCAGUGAGCAUGCUUGCUACUAGUUUCUUCAUUAGGAAAGGUGUUCUAAAAGAUAGUUCAAGAUUUGGCUCUUUUACAAAAGUUGCAUUUGCUGGAAUGUGUGGAUACCUGGCUGGAAAGAUAUCCUACUUGCCAAUCUGUAGCGAGAAAUUUAAGAGGCUGAAGGAUUCCCCAAUAGGAGAUGUUCUACGACAAGCUCAGAGACAUAGUUCACCUAACCGUUCCAGUCGGAAAUCUGAAUUUUCAGACAUGCCUUCACAGUCCUUUACUGAACCUUCUUCCCCAAAAGCUGGAUUCCCACUUUCUUCUAGCUAUUCAGAUGAUUAUAGUUCAACAGAUAGAGCCCUCUCAAGUUACGAACCCGUUCCGUUCAGCGCUUCCCUGAAUGAAUCCUCACCUACAGGAAUUACUGAUUACCCUGCUCAAGAUCCUGGUCCAAUUCCAGAAGAAAGUCGUAAAAAAAAAGGCAUCACGUAUGAGGAAUUAAGGAAUAAACACAGAGAGACGUACGAGGUAAUGCAACCCCCGAAGGCAGAAACACCAAGCAAGUUUUCGCAGGAGAAGCCGGUUAAGGAAGUUAAAGUAAAUAAAUACGGAGAUACCUGGGAUGAGUGAGAGCUGAAUGAAGAACCGAAGAGAAUUAUCCCGUCGGAUAACUUGAACUUCAUCUAGAUUAGUCACGAGUGUCGGUACCUCUGGUGUGUUCUGCCAGGCACAGCUGUUAACAAAUGAGGAGAAAAUCCUGACUUGCCAGAAGAUUAAGAAAAAUAAUUGUUUAGGCUUAACUUUUUCUUAAAUUUUGCAUAAAUGACAAGCAAGGCUAUUGUGAGGUGUCACAACCCUGAACCAUUUGUGCUGCUGUGUAAGAACAAAAAGGGUAACUGUCAGUAACGAAUAUAAAUGGGUAGGAAAAGGUAAAAAUGAAUGUGAAUAAAUGCAAUCACAUGUAUUGGGAAGGCAAAAAUACCAGUGUCUUCUCAGUUUUUCAAGACUUGCAUUAAAAGUUACCUGUAGAACUCA
Messenger RNA from Eurypyga helias (sunbittern), 1119 nucleotides. RefSeq names its product OCIA domain containing 1 (gene OCIAD1). The record is from RefSeq and is a predicted model, not a curated record. Gene Ontology annotation, cellular component: endosome. The annotation marks the transcript as partial. Lineage: Eukaryota; Metazoa; Chordata; Aves; Eurypygiformes; Eurypygidae. The transcript is spliced from 7 exons.